Hyaena hyaena (striped hyena) is the source of this 5177-nucleotide messenger RNA. It is a transcript of the gene EZH1, whose product is annotated as enhancer of zeste 1 polycomb repressive complex 2 subunit. The record is from RefSeq and is a predicted model, not a curated record. Bases 587 to 2839 code for a protein of 750 amino acids. NCBI's taxonomy places the organism in Eukaryota, Metazoa, Chordata, Mammalia, Carnivora, Hyaenidae. The transcript has 22 exons. Gene Ontology annotation, biological process: chromatin remodeling. Gene Ontology annotation, molecular function: protein binding; histone H3K27 methyltransferase activity.
GCUGUGCUGGGCCGUGGGGGAAUGGGCGCUGGAGCUUCCCCUUCCCUGGGAACACCCACUGAUGUCAACCCGCCUGCCAAAACAGGGGAGAAGGAGAUGAGGGAGCCAGCUCUCUAGAGUCAGAAGGCCUGCGGACAGGGGCAGAGGGGAAACCGAAGUCCAAAUACCCUCUCUUCCGAGGCACCUCCUGGGGCCUGGAUCCACACAUCUGAUUGGGGGGAAGGGCAAAAGUAAGAUUACUUCAUUCCCAGGAAGAAGGUGCCAUAAACUGGAUUGGGGGAGGGGCAAAAAUAAAAAAUUACUCCAUUCCCAGGAAGAAAGUGGCCACAACUCUUCAAGACCAAGGUUGUGAAAAGGGAAGCUUUAUUUAGAACCUACUAUAGGUGACUGCAUUCACAAGCCAGAUAGCCCAGAAUGACCUCAGUUACCUUGAGGAUAUCGCUUCUUCUCAUGUAAGAUAAGGACAUCAUCCUCCUGGAUAAACUGUACUGAGGACGAGCUCAACAUUCAUUUUGCCUUAGUGACUUGCCAUCCCUCUGAAGACCAGAAGGCACGUUAUAAAACCAGACACUUCCGCUUGCAUUCUAUGAGCAAAAUGGAUAUGCCAAACCCCCCAACGUCCAAAUGUAUCACUUACUGGAAAAGAAAAGUUAAAUCUGAAUACAUGCGACUCCGACAACUGAAACGGCUUCAGGCAAAUAUGGGCGCGAAGGCUCUGUAUGUAGCAAAUUUUGCAAAAGUUCAGGAAAAAACCCAGAUCCUCAAUGAAGAAUGGAAGAAGCUUCGUGUCCAACCUGUGCAGUUGAUGAAGCCUGUGAGCGGGCAUCCUUUUCUCAAAAAGUGUACCAUAGAGAGCAUUUUCCCAGGAUUUGCAAGCCAACAUAUGCUAAUGAGGUCUCUGAACACAGUUGCCUUGGUUCCCAUCAUGUAUUCCUGGUCCCCUCUCCAGCAGAACUUUAUGGUAGAAGAUGAGACAGUUUUGUGCAAUAUUCCCUACAUGGGAGAUGAGGUGAAAGAAGAAGAUGAGACUUUCAUUGAGGAGCUCAUCAAUAACUAUGACGGGAAAGUCCACGGUGAAGAAGAGAUGAUCCCUGGAUCUGUCCUGAUUAGUGAUGCUGUUUUCCUGGAGUUGGUAGAUGCUCUGAAUCAAUACUCAGAUGAAGAGGAGGAAGGGCACAAUGACACCUCAGAUGGAAAGCAAGAUGAGAGCAAAGAAGAUCUGCCAGUAACGAGAAAGAGAAAACGACAUGCUCUUGAAGGCAACAAAAAGAGUUCCAAGAAACAGUUCCCAAACGACAUGAUCUUCAGUGCAAUUGCCUCAAUGUUCCCUGAGAACGGUGUCCCGGAUGACAUGAAGGAGAGGUACCGGGAGCUGACGGAGAUGUCUGACCCCAACGCGCUUCCCCCUCAGUGCACCCCCAACAUCGACGGCCCCAACGCCAAGUCCGUGCAGCGGGAGCAAUCUCUGCACUCCUUCCACACACUUUUUUGUCGACGUUGCUUCAAAUACGAUUGCUUCCUUCACCCUUUUCAUGCCACCCCUAAUGUCUAUAAACGCAAGAACAAAGAGAUCAAGAUUGAGCCAGAACCAUGUGGCACAGACUGCUUCCUUUUGCUGGAAGGAGCGAAGGAGUACGCCAUGCUCCACAACCCUCGCUCCAAGUGCUCCGGGCGUCGCCGGCGAAGGCACCACAUGGGCAGUGCUUCCUGCUCCAACACUUCAGCCUCUGCUGUGGCUGAGACUAAAGAAGGGGACAGUGACAGGGAUACAGGCAAUGACUGGGCCUCCAGUUCUUCAGAGGCCAACUCUCGCUGCCAGACCCCCACAAAGCAGAAGGCUAGUCCAGCGCCCCCUCAGCUCUGCAUGGUGGAAGCACCCUCGGAGCCCGUGGAAUGGACCGGGGCUGAGGAAUCUCUCUUUCGAGUCUUUCAUGGCACCUACUUCAACAACUUCUGCUCCAUAGCCAGACUUCUGGGGACUAAGACGUGCAAGCAGGUCUUUCAGUUCGCAGUCAAAGAAUCACUUAUCCUGAAGCUGCCUACAGAUGAGCUCAUGAACCCGUCGCAGAAGAAGAAAAGAAAGCACAGGUUGUGGGCUGCCCACUGCAGGAAAAUUCAGCUGAAGAAAGAUAACUCUUCCACUCAAGUGUAUAACUACCAGCCCUGUGACCAUCCAGACCGCCCCUGUGACAGCACCUGCCCCUGCAUCAUGACGCAGAAUUUCUGUGAGAAGUUCUGCCAGUGUAACCCAGACUGUCAGAAUCGUUUCCCUGGCUGUCGCUGUAAGACCCAGUGCAAUACCAAGCAGUGUCCCUGCUACCUGGCAGUGCGAGAGUGCGACCCCGACCUGUGCCUCACCUGUGGGGCCUCGGAGCACUGGGACUGCAAGGUGGUUUCCUGCAAAAACUGCAGCAUCCAGCGAGGCCUUAAGAAGCACCUGCUGCUGGCCCCCUCAGAUGUGGCCGGAUGGGGCACCUUCAUUAAGGAGUCUGUGCAAAAGAACGAAUUCAUUUCUGAAUACUGUGGUGAGCUUAUCUCUCAGGAUGAGGCUGAUCGACGGGGAAAGGUCUAUGACAAAUACAUGUCCAGCUUCCUCUUCAACCUCAACAAUGAUUUUGUAGUAGAUGCCACCCGGAAAGGAAACAAAAUUCGAUUUGCAAACCAUUCAGUGAACCCCAACUGUUAUGCCAAAGUGGUCAUGGUGAAUGGGGAUCAUCGCAUUGGGAUCUUUGCUAAAAGGGCAAUUCAAGCUGGUGAAGAGCUCUUCUUUGAUUACAGGUACAGCCAAGCUGAUGCCCUCAAGUACGUGGGGAUCGAGCGGGAGACUGAUGUCCUUUAGCCCUCCUGGCCCCCACGCCGGCGCUUGUUGUAGCAGCAUUGUCUUUGCUCUCAUGCACACACCACCGCUGCUCGACUUUCCUGCACUACGUGUCUCCCACACCGAGAAACCCCCCACCCACUCCCUGCGCAGCGAGGCCUCUGCUGUGUCCAGUGGGGACAGACUGUCUCAGUGAGAGAGGAGACAGAGGCAGCUAGGGCUGGGCUCCCAGGAGAGAGAGCCGCAGAAGCGGGAGACCGCAUCUCGGGCCUCAGAGGAAGAGAGCGCGGGCUAGGGGCGGGUGGCUCAGCGUGGUUUCUUGUCUGCUCCGUAGGUCAUGGGCCUCAGCAAUCAACCUGGGCAGUUCCUAACAAGCAGUGGCCUGUCAUUCUACCUUUCCAAGGCAAGGGUCCUUGUCUAAUUGAGUCACCAGCCCGUGUCUCUGGUUGGUCGUAGGACCGGAGAGGACGGGCUAAGUGAAGUUUGGUACCUGGAGCUUACGAGCAGCCUGGGUUAAAGGCAAGCCUGGUGUGUGGCACAGACUGAAUUCAGGGGGAAGACGGGUUGCCCUACUACCUCUUCCCUCCUGGCAGCGUUCAAAUUGAAGGAGUGUGAGUUCUGAGUGUAGAAAUUCAAGUAGAGAAUUCGACUAGAGAAGGAAAGCUAAGUGCCGUUCCUCCAUGGACAGAGAGUGAGAGCCAUCCAGAUGACAGCAGUUCAGCUGCUAAGCUUGGGGCCCACCAAGCUUUCAGAAACCUUCUCUGUACUCUGGAGACGGAUGGAUAAGUUUGCAGAUUCCUGAAAGCAGGUGCCAGCGCUGUCGGCUCCUUCCAAAGCUCGGCCUGGGCGCCUGCGGGCAGGUGUUGUGCUGCUACUGAGGACUCCCGGGGGGGGGGUGUGUCGGGCCGGCCGGGCCUGCGCACUCUGGUCCUGGCUAUGGAGCUGUCUUCAGGCUUUGCAUUCCCUUUAGAGGCUAGGCCCAUGGGGCCUCUGUUGCUUAUGUCUUCCAGCUAGAGGGGUGAAGGCCUGGACUAGAGAGGUGAGAGGUUGCUAAGGCGAUUUACUCUCCUGUCUGUAGCACCUGCUGUUGGAAAGGGUGAGUCGACGGCAUGUGUUUGGAGGUGGAUGAGGGGCUCCCAAGUUGCACAUGUGCAGGGUGGCACCAGGCUCGCAAGUGCACACUGGCAGAGGGUAUUUGAAGUGUUGAGAAGCCGGCCAACCUCUUGCGCCAGUACACAGCGCCAUUCUCUCUGGGACUCUUGAAGAGCAAAGCACUUUAUUUCUUUGAGAAGGUCUGUAGAUUGAGGUGGAAUUUGAGCUCACGUGUCUGGGAUCCCUGCCCAAAUCCCAUUCCUAAGGGAAGGGGAAGGAGAGGGAGUUGGAAAAUUCCCCCCCAGUUCUGUCCCAGCUCCCAGUGGAGGCAGGAGGGGCUUCCUUGACACACAGGAAGUGAAUGAGGAUGGGGCCAGCUCUAGGAGCCCACCCUGAGUCUGUCCUGGUGUGCUGAGCUGGCAAGGAGUAAGGAGCAUUGUGCUGGGUAAAAAGGACAGUGUCAGGGACAGGCUGGCCUGGGGAAUAUGAGCAUAGAGAGCAGGCUUCUCUUUUCUCUAGGGAAUCCAGGCCUUUCUUCCUCGGUCAAUACUGACCACUCCCUCCCAACGCCACUGGCUGUCCCACGAAGCAAGAAGUGGGGUUCCCUUUGGCCAGACUGUUGCCUAGGGAUUUUGGUGGGACAUGCACGCGUGCACGCGCACACACACACACACACACUCACAUCUCCACGCGCCACACUUGUGGGCACUCAUGCACUCAGCACGGAGCACACUCCCAGCCAGUUCCUGAUGGGGGCCUCUCUCCACCUGACCAGCUGGCCCCGCCACCAGUCCGAAAUCUGCAUCUGCUGUGGUUUGUAUUCAUUGUGUACUGGGGAGGCCCUAUAGUUGGAUCAUGGGCUCUGAAGUGCUCACAAAUUAUAGGGAAAAACCAGAGACAGAUGAAGAAGCAGGAGUUAGGUCUGUUAGAAAAUGGGGCUGGCUAUGAGGAAACCAUGGGGAAAAGUUACAGUCAGUCACUGAGAGGCUAGAUUGACCCCUCUUCCCUUGGCGCACAGAACCCCAUCCUUCCCGGUCUCAGACCACUAAUGGUCCUGUUCCACCAGCAUUCCUCUUUUCCCUGCUGUCCCCCACCUUUAAUGACGGGUCUCAACCCCUCCCCCCAGACAUGGAAUGAUGGAUGGAGCAAGGUGGUGGGGACUGGGUGGGGGAGGCUGGUCUAUGUGCGGCUUUAUCGCCAGUGAAUUUCACGCACUUUAAAGUCCUGUGGCUUGUGACCUCUUAUCUGAAUAAAGUGGUAGAAUCCA